Molecule: messenger RNA, 1273 nt
Organism: Setaria italica (foxtail millet)
Lineage: Eukaryota; Viridiplantae; Streptophyta; Magnoliopsida; Poales; Poaceae
Product: probable galactinol--sucrose galactosyltransferase 2
Exons: 5
Coding region: 425-742 (105 amino acids)
Source: RefSeq, a predicted model, not a curated record
CGCACCCCGCCCGCCACCACCCGCACGGCGCGCCGCCAGUCCCGCCGCGCACACCCGCCCGCACGCCGCCCCGUCCGACGCGCCACCACCGCCCAUGUUCCUCGACGCCAAGGCGGCGACGCCAUCCAGCCGCCACGUGUUCCCCAUCGGCACCCUGGCAAGGUAAGCCUGCCGUCGCCUGGCACGCGCCGGGGCGCGACCCUGUGCCGCCGAUUCGAUUGUGACCGAUGGGGUUUCGUUCUUGGAUCGGUGGCUGCGCAGCGGGUGGAGGUGGUUGUCCAUUCAGGUUCAAGAUCUGGUGGAUGGUCCCGGCCACCGGCGCCAGCGCCGCGGCCGUGCCUGCGGAGAUGCAGAUGCUGCUCAUAGAGUCCAGGGAUGAGGAGGGUUGCGCUGCCGCGGAGGGGGGGGUGCGGUGUAUGCACUGAUGCUGCCAGUUCUUGACGGCGAUUUCAGGGUCAGCCUUCAGGGGAGCCCCGAGAACGAGCUCCAGUUGUGCUUGGAGAGCGGUGAUCCUGAGGUCCAGACGAUGGAAGCAGCUGAUGCGGUAUUCAUCAACUCAGGGGAUAAUCCAUUCAAGCUAAUGAAGGAAUCCAUCAAGUUGCUAUCAAAGAUCAAAGGAAACUUCAAGCAUAUUGAGGACAAGGAGAUCCCUGCAAAUUUGGACUGGUUUGGGUGGUGCACCUGGGAUGCAUUUUACAAGGCUGUUAACCCAGCAGGGAUCGAGGAGGGCCUUAAGAGAUGAUGGAAUUAGAGCUGAAGAAGCUAGAGGAAAUCAUCAAAAAUAUACAUGAAGAAAUAUUUUAUCUCCGCGAAAGUAGUACGUAGUAUCGACUAUGACUGGCAACAUUGAAACUAACGUUGGCAAAGCAUUUCCUGUAUCACAUUGUGGCCAUGUCAUGUGUCCAGGGAGGAGGAAAUGCAGGACCUGAACAGGCGAACACACUCGAGGAUGGCUUGGCUCGGGUUCCUCUCGCUCGGCAUCUGCUUAUCAGUGGCGGGCUUGCAGCUGUGGCACCUGAAGACUUACUUCGAGAGAAAGAAGCUAUUGUAGUUCCCCAAUUAUUCACGAUAGUACACAGCACUAGAGCGAACAGGUGUAACUUUUUUGUGUGAAUGGUUAAUUUAUGUUACACACAAAAUGAUAGUUGAACUGCGACACAAAAUACAUACUCGUAGAAACUCAGUAACUAGCAUUAGAGGCUUGGUUUCUGUAACUGCUCCAAGGAACUGGACAAUAUUAGGAUGUCUCAGCUUCAUUAGCAAGUUGACUUCA